Molecule: messenger RNA, 1509 nt
Organism: Exserohilum turcica Et28A
Lineage: Eukaryota; Fungi; Ascomycota; Dothideomycetes; Pleosporales; Pleosporaceae
Exons: 4
Coding region: 1-1509 (502 amino acids)
Source: RefSeq, a predicted model, not a curated record
AUGCUUCUCCGCGCCCUCUUCAUCCUCGUGGCCGCCCUGCUUGCCACUGCCGCCGCCCAUGCCCAUGCCCAUGCCCAUGCCCAUGCCCAUGCCGCAGGAUCCGGCCUGGAUUCGAGGGCGCUGAGCCUCGACAAUCUUCCGCCAUGUGGGCUCACUUGCAUGGUGUUGGUCGUGCCGACUACCAAUUGCUCCCUCGACGACAUCAACUGCAUCUGCCACGACAAGCAGCUGCUCGACAGCGCGGGCGACUGUCUCAUCGCGAACUGCACCAUGCAGGAGACGCUCGACACGUCCAGAGUCCAGGCUGCGCUCUGCAACCUGCCCAACGACUCGAGGCGCCACGAAAUCCUCAUCACCACCAUCACCGUCUACCUGGUGGCGCUGGUAUUCGCUGUCGCCAGGACCGCCGGCAAGAUCGUGUCCAAACGGCUGGGUCUGGAUGACGCCAUGGUCAUCGUUUCCGUUGUACUGACCAUCAUGCCCCUGGGCUGCGCUCUGGCAAUGACGCAGCGCGGCUUCGGUGAGCAUAUCUGGAACCUCAAGGACGGCGCGCUGUCGACCAUUCUCAAACUAUUCUACAUAUGCGCUGCAAGUUACGGCAUCGUCCUCGGCAUCCUCAAGGUCGCUCUGCUCCUGUCCUACCUCAGCAUCUUCACAGAGCCGCGGUUCCGCAUCCUUGCUUACAUUACCAUGGCCUACAUCAUCAUCAGCACCACCAUCAUCUUCUUCUUGUCAGUUUUCCUGUGUUCGCCGGUUGAGUCUUUCUGGAACAGAGACAUCAAAGGAAAGUGCAUAAGCCCUAAGAACGUCUCUUAUGCAAACUCGGCCAGUGCCAUAGUGCAAGACCUUAUUCUCCUGGUGCUACCUCUCUUCUACAUCCGAAACUUGCAAGUCAAUCGCUGGCGCAAACUUGCUGUGAGCCUCAUGUUCGCUACAGGCACCUUUGGAUGCAUUACCACCAUUGUUCGCCUGCACACCCUGACGCUUUACACCAUCUCCUACGACCCUACGUGGGACUAUGCCCCCCUCGUCAUUUGGACUGAACUGGAGCUUGUUGCAGGUCUAGUAUGCAUAUCCCUUCCGCCUAUUCGCGUCCUGGUAUCUCGGCUUCUUCCACCACGCGUCAGAGAAUUCUUUUCUCGCAUUACAUCAAGCAGCGGCUCGAGGUCGAACCCGUCCGACUUUUCCAGACCAAAGAUAAGAACAUCGGUUCCACCACAGCGCUCGUCAUCCGACCAAGAUUGGCACAGGCAUUCGGGUAGAAAUUGGGUCUCAAUCAACGAUCCGAAAGGCGACAGUCCCCAAGAUACCGCCAUCGAGUUGAGUCGUGUAUCCAAGACCGAGACGGACCUCACCAACCAUGCAUCGUUUCGAAGUUCGAAUACUGAUAAAGGCGAAAUCUCAAGGAUGUCUGCCAUAGGACGUUUGUCUGAUCGAUCAUACUCGGAAGAGUUCCUGCAGCCCCACGCCCUGACAACGCCAGCCUCGGGCCAGCAUGCACCCGUAUGA